UAUUUGUGACAAAAUGCCAUAUUUGGAACACUGCCUAACUGCGUAUUGUGAACGGGUCCCCGGAAAAGUGUUAUGACAAAUGUUUUUUUUUUUUGUUAGGUACUACAAGAAAGACAUUGAAGAAGUUUCAACACCAGGAAAAAAGAGGAAAAAAAGGCCACAGGAAGGAAAGUCACUUGACACAGUCAACGAUUUCACAGUAAAUGCAAUCAGGAAUGCAAUUUACAGGAUGUACGCUGAAGGUUUGAAUGUUACAGUCGACACCAUUUUGAAAGAAAUCAGGGAAAGACAAAUAGAUUAUUAUGGUGGAAGAUCAAGUCUUCAUAAAUUGUUAAAGAAGAUGGGAUUUUCAUGGACAACUGUUGAUGGACGAAAAGCUUUGAUAGAGAAUGAAAACAUAGUAUUGCAGCGAAUAGAUUUCUUGAGAAAGUAUAAAGAAGAAAAAGAAAGAGGUGCCAAUUUCAUAUUUGUUGAUGAAACAUGGAUUUUCCAGAGAGGCAAGGCAUUAAUUUAUUUGAAAAUUUGUUCUGUGGUCCAAUACAAAGUAUUUCAUUUCCAUUUCAUAUAUUUUUCAGGAACUGUAUCAAAGUCAUGGCAGGACAAGAGUCUACAAUCUGCGAAGAGACGUACUGUUGGAGAUGGUAAAAUGUUUAUUGUUGUUAAUGCUGGAGGGCGCACUGGCUUUGUGCCAGGAGCAGGAUUACUUUUUGUUUCAGGUCAGAAGACUGCAGACUACCAUGGGGAGAUGAAUGGGGAAACUUUCUUGAUGUGGUUUGAAGACAUGUUGGUGCAUCUUGAGGAACCCAGUGUCAUCAUAAUGGACAAUGCUUCAUAUCACAGCACCCAGGUUGAGAAAACACCUGCAACGAACUGGACCAAGGAUGCACUGAUCGCGUGGCUGGAGAAGAAUGAGAUAAAACAUGAAAAUAAUUUGUUGAAAGUGGAGCUGCUGAGAAUAGCUAAACAAAACAAGCCCCGAAUACGAUGGGCGAGGUGUGUGGAUCACGUGGAGAAGCUAAUUCAAGCAGACUGGGAGAGAGAAGUCCACAUAGACAGCGGCACCAUUCCUCCACUCAUCAUCCACCUCGGCGAGGAUAGUUCAAGUGAAGACAGUGACAGCGAAGAAUUUGAGGUUACGACACAGCAAGUAGAUGGAGACAGUGAAGUACUGGCAGUUCCUCUUGAUGAUUUACCCGGGUGUUCUUAUUGAGGUCUGUAUGUAAUAAACACCUGGGCAACUGUAA
This is a messenger RNA of Bacillus rossius redtenbacheri, 1244 nucleotides long. RefSeq lists its product as uncharacterized. The coding region runs from base 80 to 1210 and encodes 376 amino acids. The transcript has 4 exons. Lineage: Eukaryota; Metazoa; Arthropoda; Insecta; Phasmatodea; Bacillidae. Gene Ontology annotation, molecular function: nucleic acid binding. The record is from RefSeq and is a predicted model, not a curated record.